AUGGCGAAGAAGCAGAAGCCCACUUCGGCAGCACCGACGAGCGAGAUUGACGACAUCUUUGGCGGAGGUAGCGCUUCCGCAUCGGCGAGCAAGACCAAGCUGAAGACAGAGUCCAAGAGCGAUGGCAAGGGGAAGACUGGUGAUGGCAAGAAGGCCAAGAGCAGCAAGAGCGGCGAGGGAGCCUCACAGCCAGCGGAGGAACAACCGGAGAAGAAGCGCAAGCGACACGACGACGCAACGUCCAGCACGAACGCUGAAACAACGAGCAAGGCGAAGCCAAAGAAGCCCAAAUCGCGAGCUGUCGAAGUGGUCAGCGACACCUCCGCACCCUCACAUACGAUCUCCCAGCCGCCCCCACCAACAUCCUCAAAGUCCACUUCCAGGAGUAGCUCCGCAGCGAGAAAGCCGCCAGCGGACGACUUGGACGAGUUCACCGACAGCCGCGGCACCAGCGCACGGAAGCGCACCGAUGACGGCCUGCGCAUCUUCACCGCGGAAGAGCUGAAGCUGGGUCAGGGAGGCGAUACGCCCUUGUGUCCGUUCGAUUGCGAUUGCUGCUUCUAA
Molecule: messenger RNA, 564 nt
Organism: Kalmanozyma brasiliensis GHG001
Lineage: Eukaryota; Fungi; Basidiomycota; Ustilaginomycetes; Ustilaginales
Product: Protein of unknown function DUF1764, eukaryotic
Exons: 2
Coding region: 1-564 (187 amino acids)
Source: RefSeq, a predicted model, not a curated record